Molecule: messenger RNA, 1355 nt
Organism: Pararge aegeria (speckled wood butterfly)
Lineage: Eukaryota; Metazoa; Arthropoda; Insecta; Lepidoptera; Nymphalidae
Gene: MAPk-Ak2
Product: MAP kinase-activated protein kinase 2
Exons: 8
Coding region: 200-1243 (347 amino acids)
Biological process (GO): protein autophosphorylation; peptidyl-serine phosphorylation; intracellular signal transduction
Cellular component (GO): nucleus; cytoplasm
Molecular function (GO): ATP binding; mitogen-activated protein kinase binding; calmodulin binding
Source: RefSeq, a predicted model, not a curated record
UCACUUAGUUGCUCAUGCAAGGCAAGAUUCGCGGACGCGACGUAAAUUUUGAUAAAAUCUGUAUAGUUUGCCGUAAAAUCUGGUCAGUGAUACAGUUUAAUAUAUUUAGUUACUUCAGAGUUAUCAGUGGAGCUCUAAACAACAGUGAUUUUAAGUGAAUUUUUGCUUAAAACGUAUAGUGCAGCAAACUCGGCUAAAAAUGAAUAUAAUUUCAAGAACACCCAAAACUACGCCUAUAACGGAUGAUUACGAGAUCUCCAACACGGUCCUUGGCCUUGGUAUUAACGGAAAAGUUGUAGAGUGCCACGAGAAGAGUACGGGCGUGAAGCGAGCGCUCAAAGUGCUGCACGACAGCGCUAAAGCGCGGAGAGAGGUCGAACUGCACUGGAGGGCAAGCGGGUGCAUUCACAUAGUUGAGAUCAUCGACGUAUAUGACAAUACAUACGGAGGCAAGCGGUGCCUUCUGGUCGUGAUGGAGUGUAUGGACGGUGGGGAACUAUUUCAAAGAAUACAGGACAACAGAGAGGGAGCCUUCACAGAGAGACAGGCUGCGGAGAUUAUGCACUCUAUAUGCGUCGCGGUGCGUCACCUACACGACUCGAACAUAGCGCACCGGGACAUCAAACCUGAGAACCUGUUGUACACGAGCUUGCAGCCCAAUGCUAUACUGAAACUGACUGACUUCGGCUUCGCUAAGGAGACCCUCACGCAAGCGGAUACAUUGCAGACUCCUUGCUACACACCCUACUAUGUUGCACCUGAGGUACUGGGUCCAGAUAAAUAUGACAAAUCGUGUGACAUAUGGUCUGUCGGCGUAGUAAUGUAUAUACUACUCUGUGGAUUCCCUCCCUUCUACUCCAAUCACGGGCUGGCGAUAUCACCUGGGAUGAAAAAGAGGAUAAGGCUAGGCCAGUAUGACUUCCCAGAGCCAGAGUGGUCGAAUGUAUCCUCGGAAGCCAAAAACCUGAUCCGUGGAAUGCUAUCUGUUGACCCUGCAAAACGAUUGACUAUACACCAGGUGAUGGCAAGUCCUUGGAUUCGUCAAUUCACCCAAGUGCCUCAAACUCCACUUUACACGCACACACUGUUACGCGAUGCUGGUGACGCGUGGGCGGACGUACAGGACGAGAUGACGCGCUCACUCGCAACCAUGCGGGUAGACUAUGACCAGGUUCAAAUCAAGGCGUUAGAGCAGAGCAACAAUUCGCUCCUCAACAAACGACGUAACAAAGUUGGUGCCUGAGAGUAAAACUAAUAGUACUUAAAGAUAAAUACCAAGCUCACAAAUACCUUGUUAAGGCUGUUUUUCCUAUAGGGAUGUGCGUAAACAGAGCAUUGCAAGGAUGCGUGGAUAA